Molecule: messenger RNA, 5638 nt
Organism: Entelurus aequoreus (snake pipefish)
Lineage: Eukaryota; Metazoa; Chordata; Actinopteri; Syngnathiformes; Syngnathidae
Gene: adpgk
Product: ADP-dependent glucokinase
Exons: 8
Coding region: 195-1682 (495 amino acids)
Biological process (GO): glucose metabolic process
Cellular component (GO): endoplasmic reticulum
Molecular function (GO): ADP-specific glucokinase activity
Source: RefSeq, a predicted model, not a curated record
GAUGCGGAAGUGUGGCUGGCUGUGCGCUGUGACAGUGGCGGCGUUGGUGUUCACCGCCUUCCUUCAUGACUCCGACCUUCGCCGCCGUCUCCAUCCUCCAGCCGCUUUAACGCUCUUCAUGUGGUCCUCCGGGAAACGACAAACACUUUCUUAACGACAAAAGUGUGAAACCUGCUCGCCCACGGCUGUGCAUCAUGUGGAGGAAGGCCUCGGUUGCGGCCCUCCUGGCGCUGGCGGUUGGCUACCUCUACCACGGUGGCCCGGAGUUGCCCGAGCAGCUUCUCCAGUACAUCAGCCUGCCCGGCUUCCAAUCGUCCCAGCAGAGCCAGCGGCACGUGGAGCGGGUCAUUUCUGACGCCUGGGACUCGCUGAUCACGUUGCCCGUGCGGCAGUGGAGCCGAGUGGCCGUCGGUGUCAACGCCUGCGUGGACGUGGUGUUGUCGGGUGUGGGUCUGCUGCAAGCGCUGGCGGUGGACCCCGGCAGCGGCCUUGAUCAUGAAGUCCUGCACUCGAAAGAGGACCUGAAGGAAGCCUUCAUCCAUUAUAUGGAGCGCGGGGCUGCCGCUGAGCGUUUCUUCAGCGACAAGGUGGCGUUCCAGAGGAUUGCCAGAGCAGCUGCCGAAUAUCCUGGUGCCAAGCUGUAUGUAGGAGGGAACGCCGCCCUCAUCGGGCAGAAACUUGCAACCUAUCCUGACCUCAUGGUUUUGUUAUGUGGACCAGUUGGACCCAAACUUCACGAGAUGCUGGAUGAGCAGAUCGUUGUUCCGCCAGGUUCGCUCCAGGAGACGGAUGAAUAUCAUCUUAUACUGGAGUACAAAGCAGGUGAGCAGUGGGGUUCAACUCGGGCGCCUCAAGCUAACCGCUUCAUCUUCUCGCACGACGUGUCCAACGGCGAGAUGAGCUUGCUGGAGACGUUCGUGACGAGCCUGGAAGAGUUCCAGCCGGAUUUGGUGGUCCUGUCCGGGCUCCACAUGAUGGAGGGUCAGGGCAGGCAGAUGUGGGAGGAGCGUCUCAAAGAGGCGGUGGCGGCCAUAUCAGACAUUCGUAAAGACAUUCCCAUUCACUUGGAGCUGGCCAGCAUGACGGACAAAGACUACAUGAACAGCAUCAUGCAGGAGCAGUUCAUGCCCAUUGUCAGCUCCAUUGGGCUGAACGAGCAGGAACUGCUGUUCCUGUCGCAGGCCGGCGGCGGGCCACACGCUCACCUCAGCACCUGGAAGGGCGUCCCCGACGUGGGCCAGGUCAGCGACAUCCUCCUGUGGAUUCUGGAGCGCCACGGCCGCAGCGACCCCUCAUCAGAGGCCGACCUGACCCGCGUCCAUUUCCACACCCUGGCCUACCACGUGCUGGCCACGGUGGACGGCUACUGGGGCAACCAGGCGUCGGCGGUGAUGGCGGGGGCUCGGGUGGCCAGCAGUCAGGCGUGCGGCGUGCAAGCGGUGGACGUCAGCAAGGUGGAGCUGAAGGCGCCGCUCCAUUUUCACAGUUCACACUCGGAGCCCCGGGAGUCGCUGUCACUCGACCCUGCGGCCCCGGUGGCGGUGUGGCGUCGGGGAAACGUCACCUUCCACCUGACGCCGGUGCUGGUCUGCAAGCUGCCGCUUCGGACAGUGGGACUCGGCGACGCCAUCUCAGCGGAGGGACUUGUUUACUCGGAGCUAACGAGCCAGCAGCACGUCUGAUGCUGCCUGCAGUCAGACCAUCCAGGUGAUGGGCUGAAGGUGAGCCUGCUUCUGCGUCUUCCUCUACGCUUUCAAAUCCUGCCUGUGGACACGUCCUGAUUCCCUCUGUCGUCUGCCGGGUCUUCCUGUGCUGACACGGACUGUGGGCGAUAGUGGGACAUCUUUGAAGUGGCUCACCAAUUUUAUCUGGGUAUGUGUGCCUUCACAUAGGUCAAUAUCGUCACCAAACUAAGGCUAACCUUGUCCACACGAACACACAUAUUGAAAAUAUUUUCCAUUAUUUCACAUUACCGCCAUCAAAUUCAAAGCAUUUAUCUCCACUUAAAAAAAAAUUCUGAAAAACAAACUAGCAAAAAAAAACAUUUCUAAAUGGGUGCAUCCACCAAAGUGAAACAAUGUACAGUGGAACUUCGAUUUACGGACUUAAUUGGUUUUUGACAGGCUUCGCUAGUAAAAAGGUUUGUAUAGUGAAGCAAAUUUCUCCAUAAGAAACCUUGUGAAUAUAAAUAAUGGGUUCCUUGAUAAAAGUCCAUAUUUUAGUUAAGGUUUGAACACAAUAUAAAGUGCUAUACGGUAUUGUAUAUCAAACAAAUAUAACAAGGGGGUGAUGCAUUAACUCUUUAUUAACAAGCCAAACAAACAACAACAUGCCGCUGUCCUGUAUGCGCUGCUCUGCCAUUAAGCGCACGUACACAAUCAGAAAUCACAAAAAUCCUUAACUUUAUACAACAAUAUUGCUACAAUAAUCAACAUUUCAAAAAGUUAAAUCCACUUACAUUAAAAGGAAACUGCCCUUUUAUUUAAUUUUGCCUACCGUUUACAAUAUUUGUGUAACGGAAGAACAAAUGUUUUUCUUUUUUUCAAUGCCAACAAACAUAAUAAAACAUAACUCGCUGUACAAUGUCUGCUGUCAUUAGGAUGUUGACUGGUAUGAUGUUCAUAUAUUCCCAUUUAGAUAAAGAAUGAGUCAUAAUCUUCGCAAAGAACAAUGAGGUGAAACUAAGCGUCUUUUCGUGUCUUUCUCGCCAUUUCUGCAUCUAAAUUGGAUGCCAAAGUGUACCAACUUGUCAGAUUAUGUCCUCAUGCUUCUACUAUCCAGGUGAGAGGCGAUCUGGAUUAAAUUUUGGAGCUUUGAUGCUUAAAAGCAGCUCACCGCAGCCACUGAUGUCAGUGCAGCCAGCACAAGGUGUUAGCUCCCUCUGAUCACGGCGCCGCUAUAAAUAGUUGGUCUGUGUUAGCGCUUAUAAUAACAAUAUCGCUAAUACUUGGUUAAUAUUCAAGUCAUAAAAUGUAAAUGAAGUAUUUUUGGCGUUUUUUUAAAUGUUUUUUUGAGAGAUUUAUGGGCAGAAUAGAGGACAUCCCAUUGACUGUAUUUACGAGUUAGAAUGCAUAAAAAAAUAAUUAAUCUGUCAUCAUGUCUUUUAUAACGAUUGGGAACGAUAGGCAAAAUUUAAAAAAGUGCAGUUCCUCUUUAACAUUGGAGAAGGAGGAUCUGAUGAGAAAACAGCAUACAGAGGGAGAGUAGGGAGGGUGGUGUGUGUGUGCGUGAAGAAGCGCCGCUGAACAACAGGUAGUGUCUUCUCCACUGUAAAAUAAGCCUGUUUUCCAUCUCUGGUCUCAUCACAAUUAAAAAUUGCCUGCUUUGUUGAAUCUUCCAUACUAGUGAGUGCCAAUAAUGUACUAUUUGCAAAUAGUCUUUUUUUUUUUUACGCCAGAGCGAUUCCCUCUUUCUUUUUACGCUGGUCUGUUGUUUUUUUGGAACUCAUAUUGAGUUAGCAAAAUGGACAACACUUGUCAAAGGGGUAAACAACACAAAAAAGGCACACACACACACUUAGGCGCUGAGAAGUAACUAGUAGUGUACUGUGCAGCAAGUGAUGCCCUCCCAAAAAUCCUGCACCCUGCUUUUUGCCUGCAGGCAGGACACAAAAUUAAUUAAGCGUUUGUACAUAGAGACUUGUGUCACACACACAGGCAUAUUCGGCACAAUCGAAAAGUUUGCAAAUAGAGGGGUUUGUAAGUCAAGGUUUCACUGUACUGAAAUAAUCUGUGGCCAUCAUAAAACCAUAAUUAACUGUACACAAAAAAAUUAAGUCAAAGUAAGGCAUUUUUGAACAACAUGCGAGUAAAAAUAAGUUAGACAUAAAUGACACGUGUCUCACUUUUUAACAUUGUCUCACAAGGUUACAAAUACAUCAACAACUGUUCACUCAAGAAUAAAAAGAAGCUAAGUUGACCAAAUGUGUGUUACAACUGAAAGGAAGGAAAACAACUCACCUUUGAUGGUUGAUUUCUAGGUCUGGCAGCCAGACCUGGUACUAUGUUGUACCAUCUUCAUCAUUUUGGGAUGGUCUGGAUUAGGAGUUAUGGUUGAUUUUUGAAGGACAUUCCUCGAACUCCAAAUUGUGCAAUUUUGGGGCGUUUGACAUCUAAGGUUCCACGGUACCUGUUUUUAAAUUGGACAGUGGUGAUUUUCAGGAUUGUCAGUCCUCCUGUACUCUUCUUUUCCUCGGAUAGUAUUGCUGUGUUUCCAUUCAACUACACCACCUGGUGCUUUGGCAUGCACAUGACAGAGAAAAUAUUUCUUAAUAUCUGUGUACGUGUGGACAUAGCAUGAAAAUAUUCACAUUUAAAUGGACUAAACAUUAUUUCAUCUUGUUAAAUGUCUUUUGUUUCUCUUUUUUGUUGAGUUUGUGUACCAAAAAAUAAUUGCAGGAUUCCCUCAGACUUAUUAACUUGUUGUUAUGAAGACACAUGUGACAUUUUUUUUUAAAUUCCGCAUAGAAGCGAAUUGUUCCUAUUCUUAUGGGGGUUAAUUUGUGUCAUUAUUAUGAAAGCAUUUUUUGACAGUUUAUGCAACUGAAUGUUUUGCAUCUGAAUUUUGUGAAUUUAUUUUUUUUACAUCAAAUUAUGAGAAUUUCAUAAAAAAUGUAUUUUAUUUUAUUUCAUAACUUUCAUAACUUUAUUCAGCGGAAGUAGGUCUUGAGUUUUGACUCAACAAAUAUUUUUGCAACAAACUUUUUAACACUGAAUUUUUAUACACUAUAUUUUAAAACACGUUAUUUUAACAAACUUAAAUUUUAAACACACAAACGUUUAUGUCAUGAAGUUGUCAGCAUAAUUUGAUUGAGUUCGUGAGCAAGGUUUGUGUGUUUAAAAAUUCUGUUUAAAAGAAUUCAGUGCACAAAUAUUUAUUGCUUUUAAACUCAAGACUGGUAAACUGGUCAAUUGAAUUAAAAAAAAUGUAUUAAAUGAAAAUCUGAUGAAAUUGUGUUCACAAAAUACAAAUCAUUGCAUAACUUCAGUGUCAAAAAAGCUUUUGUAGUAAGUACACAGAUUAACCUCCAUAUACUCUCAUGUUGCAAAGCACAAAGCGUCAUUGUUGUUUUUUUAUUACCAUUUUUGUUUUAUCACAACUUUAACAUGUGAACCUGGACACUGUUAUAGUGGAUGGAGUCUUUAUGCACGCAAAUUAUCUAUCUAUCCAUCUAUCAGCAGGCACCACAUUGCAAACAUGAAGUUUAGACAGAAAUUACUUGUUUUUUUUCAUAAUCUUGUAGUAAAGCGAUUCACUGGAGAAUCCCCAACGCCUGUCCAAUCUGAACUUCAGCAAAAGCAUCUUACCUGAUUUAUAUGCUAUAUUAUGUUGUUGUUUUUUACAUUGUUUGCUCAAACUAUGAAAGGCUAGAAUAAUGUACAUUUAUGACUGUCCCGUGUGUUCCUCCCCCCCAAUACCUCAAAGCAUUUCAUGGAUCAGUCUUAAUGCAAAAUGUGACCGGGGCAUUUCACACUAGACACCUUAGAUUGUUUGCACUACAGUAGGUGUAAAGGUGAAUGUAACCCCAACCCCUCCUAGCAAGUACAAUCUAGUCAAAUAACUAUAUCAUUGUGGAUGACCUACGUUCUUAACAUUUGUCAUUUACUUGUACUUUUUCAUUAAAAUGUAUAUCUACCAA